AUGGAUCUGUUGCCACACAACACCCUUGUCCUCACAGUCUACAUUUUUGCAUUCCUGACUGGCCUCCCUUCCAACCUUCUGGCGAUGUACACAUUCCUGCUGAAAGUCCGCCAAAAGCCGACCCCCAUCGACAUCCUCUUGCUCAACCUGACGAUUUCAGACAUUAUCCUCCUGCUUUUCCUGCCUUUCAAGAUGGUGGAGGCUGCCUCAGGCAUGUCUUGGUUGCUCCCUGACUUCCUCUGCCCUCUCACUGGCUUCUGCUACUACAGUAGCAUCUACAUCAGCACCCUGUUCCUGACCGGAGUCAGUGUGGAGCGCUACUUGGGGGUGGCUUAUCCCAUCAAAUACAAGCUGAACCGCAGGCCCAGCUAUGCAGUGGUGGCCAGUGUCUUCUUCUGGCUCCUGGCCUGUUCCCACUGCAGCAUCGUCUACAUCGUCCAAUACCGGGUGGUCGGCGUCAACCAGACCGACUCCACUCCUUCCAACAUCUCCAAAUGUUACGAGAAGUUUUCCCCCAGCCAGCUCCAGAUCCUCCUCCCCGUCCGACUGGAGAUCUGCGUCUGUCUCUUCUGUCUCCCAUUCCUCAUCACCCUCUUCUGCUAUGUCAACUUGAUCCGCAUCCUGUCCUCGUUGCCCAACAUCCAGACCCGCAGGAAGCAACGGGCUGUGGGUCUGGCUGUGGCCACUUUGCUCAAUUUUGCCAUCUGUUUUGCACCGUACAACAUUUCUCACAUUGUCGGCUUCAUCCAGAACGACAGCCCGCCUUGGAGAGUGUACGCUUUGCUCCUGAGCACCCUCAACGCCUCUUUGGACCCAGCUAUCUUCUACUUUUCUUCCACUGCCAUCCAGCAGACUUUUGCCAAAUGCUUUGCCAACGUGGGCCGCAAAAUCCAGGCCUUCAUGCCACGGUGUUACUGGCUGUGCUUGACCUGUUGUGAAACUGAGGGAGACAACACCACCGGAAUUGACAAAUCAUCCAUCUCGAAUAUGAGGGAGCUGACGAUCGAAAGGACAGGCAUGAGGAGGUAGCAUUUCUGGAGACAUUCAUAGGUUGUGCAUAAGAACUUU
Sphaerodactylus townsendi is the source of this 1068-nucleotide messenger RNA. RefSeq names its product free fatty acid receptor 2-like. Gene Ontology annotation, molecular function: G protein-coupled receptor activity. Gene Ontology annotation, biological process: cellular response to fatty acid; G protein-coupled receptor signaling pathway. The transcript has a single exon. Gene Ontology annotation, cellular component: plasma membrane. Lineage: Eukaryota; Metazoa; Chordata; Lepidosauria; Squamata; Sphaerodactylidae. The record is from RefSeq and is a predicted model, not a curated record. Bases 1 to 1029 code for a protein of 342 amino acids.